AUGUUCAACGUGCAGAUGUUGAAGCUUUGGCUUGCCACUUGGGCCAUUACGCUUGCAGACGAGCUAGACCUCCUGAGCGAGGAUGUGUGUGAAACAGGCUCCGAAGAGUGCCAUCUUUCACUACGUCAGCUCCGUGGCCAGCGCAGCCAAGCAGAGGUUCGCCUCCACGAGCAUGGAAAUCAGCAGGACAUCCCCCUUGCAAACGACACUUCAGUGCAGCAAGAAUGGCCGAUGACAGGUUCCGCAAGCGGGUUCUGCGCCUUUGCAAGCGAGCGGAGCGAUCCAUCUCUUGGAUCCCUCGGUGCAGCCCCCACAGAUCCGGAAGAGAUCUUGAAGGUUUGUGAGAUGGCCAAGAAAUACCCCGGUCACAGUUCUGAGCCAGGAACCGAAUGUGCCACACCAGCAGCAUGUCCGCAGUGCAAUGGCGUCUGGUGCGAAGGCACUGUGAAGUCCUUGUUGCAGACGCAGGCCCAGAAUGAGACCGAUGCCUACCCCUUGCAGAGCGACAACGAGACCGCCAAGACAUGGCCAAUGACGGAUGCAGCCAGCGGUUUCUGCGCUUAUCCGAGUGAGCGAAGUGAUCCGAUGCUCGGGAGUGACAAGUUGGGUGCAGCCCCCACAGAUCCGGAAGAGAUUUUGAAGGUCUGCGAGAUGGCGGAGAAGUACGAAGGACACAGGGCGGUCCCGGGCACGGAGUGUGCUUCUCCAAGCACUUGUGGUGGAUGCAAUGGCGUGUGGUGCAAUGGCACCGUGAAGUCAUAA
Messenger RNA from Symbiodinium necroappetens, 762 nucleotides. The record is from the annotation of a GenBank genome assembly. Lineage: Eukaryota; Dinophyceae; Suessiales; Symbiodiniaceae.